AUGGAAAAUAAUGUAAAAACUCACGAAGACAUCGAGUCUCACAUCCGAGAUUUGCAGGCCAAAAAGAAAGAGCUGAACGCCGAAGCGGCCAAGGAUAAGGGGGUUGGAUUGGGUGACCGUGGGUACUUCGAUAGCGAAUUGUACGAUGGCAGCGAUAAGAACAGUAAAUACGAUGGUUACGUUACCUCGAUCGCACCGAACGACGAUGUUGACGAAGAGGAGGACGACGGCAUGCCCAUCGGACGGAACAAUCGGCCGAUGGGUUACACGGCACCGGCGGCACUGCUGAACGAGAUGGGCCAGGGCGAAGAUUAUGAUCCAUUUGCGGAACGUCGCAAACCAACGGUGGCAGAAAAGGAGGAUGAAUACCGUCAAAAACGCAGAAGAUUGGUCAUUUCACCCGAACGGGUGGAUCCAUUUGCCGAUGGUGGCAAAACGCCGGACGUUGGUUCACGUUCGUAUACGGAAAUUAUGCGCGAACAGAUAUUGAAAGGCGAAGAAGCAGAGCUGCGCAAAAAGAUCCAAGAAAAGGCAAAGGAUGGCUCGCUGAAAAUUAGUAUGAGUAUCUCAUCUGCAAAACCUGCUCCGGUGGAGUCGAAGAAGCGUGGCCGUUGGGAUCAGGCAGUCGACGUGCAGUUUGUUGCACCGAAAAAGCUUGCCGUACCAGCGACUCCAACAUGGGAUGCCGAGAAAACUCCAGCCGACCAUCGAUGGGACGAAACACCCGGACACAAGGGAAGCGAAACGCCCGGUGCAACGCCAAACGUGCGCAUCUGGGACGCAACGCCCGCACACGUAUCCGGUGCGGCCACCACACCGGGUCGCGAGACGCCCGCCGAAAAGUCGACCCGUCGCAACCGCUGGGAUGAGACGCCCAAAACUGAGCGCGAAACACCGGGCCACUCGUGGGCCGAAACGCCACGUGCCGAUCGUGUGUCCGGCGAGGGUGUACUGCUGGAUGCCACCACGCCCGCCUCGAAACGCCGUUCGCGAUGGGAUGAAACGCCAUCGAAUGCUACUCCGUCCGCCAUGACCCCGUCGAUCGCGAUGACACCGACACCGCACGGUACGGCGGCAACGCCCGGUCACGCAACGCCCCUACUCACACCGGGCGGCACAACACCUGUCGGGCAUAAGGCGAUGGCGAUGGCAACACCGACACCGGGCCACCUAGCGUCCAUGACACCGGAGCAACUGCAGGCGUACCGCUGGGAGAAGGAAAUCGACGAACGUAACCGACCGUACACGGACGACGAGCUGGACGUAAUGUUCCCACCCGGUUACAAGAUUUUGCCACCGCCGGCCGGCUACAUACCGAUUCGUACGCCCGCCCGUAAGCUGACCGCCACACCGACACCGAUUGCCGGGACACCGGCCGCCUUCUUUAUCCAGACCGAGGACAAAACAGCACAGAAGUUUGUGGACAAUCAGCCGAAGGGCAAUCUGCCGUUCAUGAAGCCGGAAGACGCACAGUACUUCGACAAGCUGCUGGUCGAGGUCGAUGAAGAUUCGCUCAGCCCGGAAGAGCAGAAGGAGCGCAAAAUUAUGAAACUGCUGCUCAAGAUCAAGAACGGUACGCCACCGAUGCGUAAAGCGGCACUCCGCCAGAUAACGGACAAAUCGCGUGAGUUUGGUGCUGGGCCACUUUUUAACCAGAUACUGCCACUGCUGAUGAGCCCAACGCUCGAGGAUCAGGAACGCCAUCUGCUGGUCAAGGUGAUCGAUCGCAUCCUGUACAAGCUGGACGAUCUGGUACGUCCGUACGUGCACAAGAUACUGGUCGUGAUUGAACCGCUGCUGAUCGACGAAGAUUACUAUGCGCGCGUGGAGGGUCGCGAAAUCAUUUCCAACCUGGCGAAGGCGGCCGGACUCGCCACGAUGAUCUCGACGAUGCGUCCCGACAUUGACAACAUCGACGAGUACGUGCGCAAUACGACGGCACGCGCGUUUGCUGUCGUCGCCUCCGCACUCGGCAUUCCCUCUCUGUUACCAUUCUUGAAAGCCGUCUGUAAAAGCAAGAAAUCGUGGCAAGCGCGUCACACGGGCAUUAAGAUCGUGCAACAGAUCGCGAUCCUGAUGGGUUGCGCAAUCUUGCCACAUCUGAAAUCGCUGGUAGAAAUCAUCGAGCAUGGGCUGGUGGACGAGCAGCAGAAGGUGCGUACCAUAACGGCGCUUGCGUUGGCCGCCCUUGCCGAGGCAGCGACACCGUACGGUAUCGAAUCGUUCGAUUCGGUGCUCAAACCACUGUGGAAGGGCAUCCGGACGCACCGUGGUAAGGGUUUGGCCGCGUUCCUGAAGGCGAUUGGCUACCUGAUCCCGCUGAUGGAUGCCGAGUACGCGAACUACUACACGCGCGAAGUGAUGCUGAUCCUUAUCCGCGAGUUCCAAUCGCCGGACGAGGAGAUGAAGAAGAUUGUGCUGAAGGUGGUGAAGCAGUGCUGUGCCACGGAUGGUGUGGAGGCGCAGUACAUCAAGGAGGAGAUAUUGCCCCACUUUUUCAAACACUUCUGGAAUCAUCGAAUGGCGCUGGAUCGGAGAAAUUACCGUCAGCUGGUCGACACGACUGUCGAGAUCGCGAGCAAGGUCGGUGCGUCCGAGAUCAUAACUCGCGUAGUGGACGAUCUGAAGGAUGAGAACGAGCAGUACCGCAAGAUGGUGAUGGAAACGAUCGAGAAGAUAAUGGCGAACCUUGGCGCGGCCGACAUCGAUUCACGGCUCGAGGAGCAACUGAUCGAUGGCAUACUGUACGCGUUUCAGGAGCAAACGACCGAGGACGUGGUGAUGCUGAACGGGUUCGGUACGAUCGUUAACCAGCUGAGCAAGCGCGUAAAGCCAUAUCUGCCGCAGAUUUGUGGUACAAUCCUUUGGCGGUUGAACAACAAGUCGGCCAAGGUACGGCAGCAGGCGGCCGAUCUUAUCUCGCGCAUUGCGGUGGUGAUGAAAACGUGCCAGGAGGAGAAGCUAAUGGGCCAUCUCGGCGUAGUACUGUACGAGUACCUAGGCGAGGAGUAUCCGGAGGUGCUCGGUUCGAUACUCGGAGCUCUGAAAGCGAUUGUCAACGUAAUCGGCAUGACAAAGAUGACGCCCCCGAUCAAGGAUCUGCUGCCCCGGUUAACACCCAUCCUGAAAAACCGACACGAGAAGGUGCAGGAGAACUGUAUCGAUCUGGUCGGACGUAUUGCGGACCGUGGCCCGGAGUACGUGUCGGCCCGCGAAUGGAUGCGCAUCUGUUUCGAGCUGCUCGAGCUGCUGAAGGCGCACAAGAAGGCGAUCCGACGUGCAACCGUCAACACGUUUGGGUACAUCGCAAAAGCGAUCGGUCCGCAUGACGUGCUGGCAACGUUGCUCAACAAUCUGAAGGUGCAGGAGCGCCAGAACCGUGUCUGCACGACGGUCGCGAUCGCCAUCGUGGCAGAAACGUGCCGCCCGUUCACCGUGCUUCCCGCGCUCAUGAACGAGUACCGCGUGCCGGAGCUGAACGUGCAGAACGGUGUGCUCAAGUCGCUGUCCUUCCUGUUCGAGUACAUCGGCGAGAUGGGCAAGGACUACAUCUACGCAGUCUGUCCGCUGCUGGAGGAUGCACUGAUGGAUCGCGACCUGGUGCACCGGCAAACGGCUUGUGCUGCGAUCAAGCACAUGUCGCUCGGUGUGUAUGGGUUCGGGUGCGAGGAUGCGCUCGUUCAUCUGCUGAACUACGUGUGGCCAAACAUCUUCGAAACGUCGCCCCACCUGGUGCAGGCGUUUAUGGACGCGGUCGAGGGUUUGCGAGUAGCGCUCGGCCCGAUCAAGAUCUUGCAGUACACGCUGCAGGGACUGUUUCAUCCGUCGCGGAAGGUGCGUGAUGUGUAUUGGAAGAUUUACAACUCGCUGUAUAUCGGCGCACAGGAUGCACUGAUUGCCGGCUAUCCGCGCAUUACGAACGAUCCGAAAAAUCGGUACGUUCGGUAUGAGCUGGAGUAUAACUUGUAA
This is a messenger RNA of Anopheles maculipalpis, 3969 nucleotides long. It is a transcript of the gene Sf3b1, whose product is annotated as splicing factor 3B subunit 1. NCBI's taxonomy places the organism in Eukaryota, Metazoa, Arthropoda, Insecta, Diptera, Culicidae. The record is from RefSeq and is a predicted model, not a curated record. The coding region runs from base 1 to 3969 and encodes 1322 amino acids. Gene Ontology annotation, cellular component: U12-type spliceosomal complex; U2-type prespliceosome; U2 snRNP. The transcript is spliced from 6 exons. Gene Ontology annotation, molecular function: mRNA binding. Gene Ontology annotation, biological process: spliceosomal complex assembly.